AUGCCACUCCCGACGAACUCGACCGCAGCGGCGGCAGCACCACCGAAUGCAAUUACCAUUUCACCUCCUGGGGCUGGUGGUAUCGCACAGGCUCCGCCCUCUUCAUCUGAGGUGCAGAGUAUCUCGUCAACGCCACUGCAGACGAAUUCGACCGCGGCGGCGGCAGCGCCACCGAAGGCACUCACUGUCUCAGCCUCAGGCCCUGGUGGCAAUGCUCAGGCUCCGCCGUCCUCGCCUGAGGUGCAAAGCUCCCCAUCUACGCCAUGCCCGCCGAAUUCAACAGUCGCGGCGCCAUCGAACGCACUCACAGUUCCACGUGCUGGACCGGGUGGCAAUAUACAGGGUACCUCACCCGCGCCAGCGCCGCCUCAGAACAACAGUACGGUAGCGCCUGCGGUGGCACCCGCGGCGGCACCGGCUCCUGCGAGCAGCGUUCCGGUUUCCCCUCAACCACCGAUGUCAGACGGGUGCAAUUGUACUGAGUCCACACCGAGCGCUGCCUCGCCUCCCGUCCUAACAAGCACACCUGGCGUGGUAGCAGGGUUCACUCCAGGCUUGAAUGGCGCAGCGGUCACGGUUACUACCACCAUGGUAAACACGUCGCUCGUUACGGGACCGCCAUGUACAGUCACCCAAAGCUCGAACACCACAGUAACAGUCCAAGUCUACAUUCAGAUGCCCCAGAAUUCCACUACGUCCAGCACUUCGAGCACACCAACGCCUUCUCCGAUCUGCGGGACGGGCCUGGCAACAACACUUCCGAAUGGCAGCGUCGCUACCUACCUUGUCGGCUCAAGCGGGCCCUCGAAUGCCACAAACGCAACGAUGCCCAGCAACAAUGUCAUGACGAGCACGAUCAGCAACAGCAACGUCCUCAGUACCAUCACAGGCGGCCCAAGUGGCCGAUCUUUCACGAUGCUGGGUAUGACGAUCGCGCGACCCGGCCAGCAAAGCGUCGUCACUGUCUACCCAAGCCAGGCCAGCGUCAUCAUGCUGCCAGCCAGCAGUACACCGAGCACGGUCGUCUACAGCAACUCGCCAGGCCCGAGCACGAUCACGAUUACGGUUCCGCCUAGCUCAACCAGCGUCGUUACCGUUUACGCAAGCACAUCCACCCCGGUGAUUACAGUCGUCGGAGGACCAGUCGGAACAGUGACCACACUGCCCGAUUCAAGCGUCAUCCGAGUCCCACCAAGCGCGACCAGCGUGGUCCCCUUGAUUCAAGUCAAUCUGCCCAUCCAAACACCCACAAUCUCCAUCCUUCAACUCCUAGGCGGACCGAUGGGCGUUACGACCAUGGUCUCCGAAAUCACCAGCGUGGUCAGAGUCCCUGCGGGCGUGACAAGUGAAAUCACGCUCCCAGGCACCGAUCUGCCUUCUCUGGACGUCGUUACGCUUCUCGGUGGCGACAACGGCCUCACGACCGAACUUCCUGCAGUGGAGACGAAUGGAUUGGAUUUAGGGUUCCCGUCACUCCAGCCCGAUGAUCCAGAGCAGCCGGAUCCGGUGUUCGUGACAGACAUUAUCAGUCCGCCGGAAGCUACAGAUCCGCCUGAUGCUCCGCCACCGGAUGAUAAUGCUGAUGACAGCGGGAGUGCGAGACCGUCGGUUGGGCUUGCGGUGGGUGCAGUGGGAGUUGGUGCGUUGUGGUUUACGGUGUUUGUGCUGUGA
Molecule: messenger RNA, 1671 nt
Organism: Saxophila tyrrhenica
Lineage: Eukaryota; Fungi; Ascomycota; Dothideomycetes; Mycosphaerellales; Extremaceae
Exons: 2
Coding region: 1-1671 (556 amino acids)
Source: RefSeq, a predicted model, not a curated record